AUUCGGGUCAUGUGUGGGAAAUUGGCAUUCGUUAAUCCAGGUCCGCGAUACUUGCAAUAAGUAUACCACUGCUCAUUACCAAUUAAAAUGGCUUACUUUGGAAAGGAAUUCAAACUUGUGAGUGAGGAGAAUUUCGUUGACUUUAUUAAGGCUUUGGAGCUCCCCGAGGAACUGGCCGCUAAGUUCUCCUCUUACAAGCCCACCACGAAGAUUGAAAAGGAUGGAGACUCCUACAAAUUCACCAACACCACCCCGGAGGGCACAAAAGUGACUACCUUCAAGUCUGGAGUGGAGUUCGAAGAUGAGGUCAGACCUGGAGUUAAGGUCAACAGCAAAUACACCGUGGACGGUGACACUGUCAUCCAGGAUAUCACACAAGGCACCAAAAUCGCUAAAUUCAAGAGGGAAUACACAGCCGAUGCACUCACCACGGUAAUUUGACUUUGAUUAUAUCGACUUAUGCAUCAAUCACUAAGUAAUAAUUUUUAAGUGACCCCUAUGGUAACACUCUAUUUAAUGGUUAUUUAAUGUUCAAUACUCAAUUUUUUAUUGCAUCCAUUAUGUUUUUAAAAUUAGAACAUUAUGGGCCAUUUAAUUUAUAAACUG
Ostrinia furnacalis (Asian corn borer) is the source of this 606-nucleotide messenger RNA. Its product is annotated as fatty acid-binding protein 1-like. The transcript is spliced from 3 exons. Bases 88 to 441 code for a protein of 117 amino acids. NCBI's taxonomy places the organism in Eukaryota, Metazoa, Arthropoda, Insecta, Lepidoptera, Crambidae. Gene Ontology annotation, molecular function: lipid binding. The record is from RefSeq and is a predicted model, not a curated record.